This is a messenger RNA of Endocarpon pusillum Z07020, 369 nucleotides long. RefSeq lists its product as uncharacterized. The transcript has a single exon. The record is from RefSeq and is a predicted model, not a curated record. Bases 1 to 369 code for a protein of 122 amino acids. Lineage: Eukaryota; Fungi; Ascomycota; Eurotiomycetes; Verrucariales; Verrucariaceae.
AUGCCUCCAGCGUCUUCGCCUCCCGUGGUUGGUGAAGGAACAAACCUUGUGUCAACGUCUAUCCCAGCCAUCACUCACCCAGCACUGGUCAACAUUGGAGCUCAAUUCCAUCAAGAGAACAAAACGUCGAAAACACUCCGUAUCCCAAAAGUUCCAGGCCCUGUCGGUGAUAAUACGAAUCUCAAGGACAGGUCUUCUUGUCAGAACACUAUCGAGAGAUACCUGCACUCAGUGGACAGAAUAGAGAUCCUGUACGUUGGAAUGCAGACAUCACUAUCUGCGCAGCUCUUUGAUCAGCACCUCAUACGCAUGAUCGACGAUUUGUUACCGCAGGUGGAGGCCACAGCCACUCAGAGGGCCAUACCUUGA